AAAAUCCAACUACUAAAGUUCAAAUCCAAGCUUUUUGUUUCGAUCUCCUUCGUUUUUUUUUCAAAGAUCUGGUAAAUGAUCCAAAAGUCGAGCGGGUCGGGUCGUCGGUUUCUUACGAACCCGGCAAUAUAUCCUUGCGGUUCCAUUUCUCCUUUAACUCUUCUAAACUCUCUUAUCGAUCUCGGUGGAGACAUUUGUAAUUACAAAUCCAAGUUUUUCUCCGUCAACAAGAGAAAUGCUCGCGAAACGUUUCGUCAAAUCUCGAACCUUCUUCUUUUCCUCCAGGAGAUCCGAGAUACUGAGUCGGAUCUACCUGACCCGAUCAUCCUCAGCUUGUCGGAGCUCCAUCUCUCUCUCCAGAAAAUUAUGUACCUUCUGGAAGACUGCACUCGCGACGGGACUCGAGCGUGGAUGCUAAUGAAUUCAGAUCGAUUUGCGGAGCAAUUCCGGAUCGUGAUCCGGGGGCUGGCAACGGGUCUGGAUGUUUUCCCGCUUUCAACAAUUGAAUUAUCGAAUGAAGCCAAGGAUUUGGUUGAGUUAAUCGUAAGGCAAGCUAGGAAAGCAGCAUUCGAGCCCGACCCGGAAGAUAAAGAGGCUAUGAAAGAUCUCAUGCGGAUCCUGAACCAUUUCGAGGAAGGAAACGCACCCGACCCGAAUGAAAUCAGACGGAUCUUGGACCAUCUCGGGAUUCAUAAAUGGAGCAGUUGUAACAAGGAGGUGAAAUUCUUGUACUCAGAAAUCGGUACCGAGUUUUGCAACGGAGAAAAGAGAACAGAAUUAGAGCUUCUGAGUAGCUUAAUGGGAUUCAUGAGCUAUUGCAGAUGCGUAAUACUUGACACCAUUGACUUCGAAGGUCAACAUCGCAAUGGCCAAUAUAACAAGAGCAGCAGCAGCGAAGGUUUUAAAGGAAUCAACGUCGAUGAUCUGAAGUGUCCGAUCUCGUUAGAAGUGAUGUCCGAUCCGGUGACUUUAUCGUCGGGGCACACUUACGAUCGUUGUUCGAUUUUAAAAUGGUUCAGGUCGGGGAAUGCCACCUGUCCCAAGACCGGCGAGAAGCUUAUCACUACGGAAUUGGUUCCCAAUCUUGUCUUAAAGGGGAUGAUCCAACAAUAUUGCGCUGAAAACGGCCUCCCAGUCGUCGUUUCCAGGGGAAAGAAUUGGGAUAUUUCGAGGACAGCCAUGGCAGGGAGUUUAGCUGAAGAAGGAGCUGUAAAGAUAUUGGCUGGUUUUCUCAUUAACAAAAUUGUUAAUGGAAGUAAUGAAGAGAUGAACAAGGCGGCAUUCGAGAUUCGGGUUCUUACGAAAAGAAGCAUUUUUAACAGGUCUUGUUUGAUUGAAUCCGGCACGGUUCCGCUUUUAUUGAAGCUGUUGUUGUCUGAAGAUUCCAACAUCCAAGAAAACUCCAUUGCUGCCCUCUUGAAUCUUUCAAAACAUUCAAAAGGCAAAGGUGAUAUAGUGGAGAAUGAAGGGUUGGAUUUGAUUGUCCAUGUUUUAAGAAAGGGACUCAAGAUUGAAGCUCAACAACACGCGGCUGCUACAUUAUAUUAUCUUGCUUCGGUUGAGGAGAACAGGGCCUUGAUCGGUGAAAAUCCUGAGGCUAUUCCAGGAUUAGUGGAUUUGGUUAAGAAUGAAAACCAUUGUUGCAAAAGGAAUGCUUUGGUUGUGAUUUCCAGGCUCCUAGUGCAUCCAGGGAACCAUUGGAGGGUUCUUGCCUCUGGGGUUGUUCCUUUGUUGCUGAAUCUUUUGAGAGAUUCAGAAAGGGAGGAUCUUUUUACGGAGUCUCUAGCAGUUUUAGCUACUUUAGCAGAGAAAAUCGAUGGCACGGUUGCGAUUUUACGUCGAGGAGGCUUGAAGUUGUUAGUGGAGAUUCUAAAUACCUCCACUUCUAAGACCGCCAAGGAGCAUUGUGUUUCCAUGUUGUUGGCUCUGUGUAUAAAUGGCGGUCUCGAUGUCGUCGCUCGUUUGGUGAAGAAUCCUUCUCUUAUGAGAUCCUUGUAUUCUCAACUUAGUGAAGGUACAUCUCGAGCCAGCAAAAAGGCCGGUGCAAUCAUCAAGAUUCUGCACCAGUUUUAUGAAAACAACAGCCCCUCAACUUCAGCGACUCCAGUUCUUCCACAGGAACGAUUCGUUCACGUGUGGUAAUUCCUGAUCCAACCUUUUAUCUGUUUAUCGGGUUUUUAUUUGUUCAUACAUGUAAUCUUUCCAUGUAAAUACACGCAAGUGUAGACACUGCUUGCUUGCUUUAUUAGCUCGGUUUUUUUUGAAGAGCUAAUAUCCGCUCAGCUUCUACCUUUUUCAACGAAGCUGAUUGAAAAAACAAAAGUAUUUUAGCAUUGUUGAUAAUAAAGGUCGCAAGGCCGUAA
Hibiscus syriacus is the source of this 2363-nucleotide messenger RNA. Its product is annotated as U-box domain-containing protein 19-like. Gene Ontology annotation, biological process: protein ubiquitination. The transcript has a single exon. NCBI's taxonomy places the organism in Eukaryota, Viridiplantae, Streptophyta, Magnoliopsida, Malvales, Malvaceae. Gene Ontology annotation, molecular function: ubiquitin-protein transferase activity; protein binding. The coding region runs from base 76 to 2142 and encodes 688 amino acids. Gene Ontology annotation, cellular component: nucleus; cytoplasm. The record is from RefSeq and is a predicted model, not a curated record.